CGUCUACUGUGUGGCCAGUCCUUCGUCACUCAUCUACUUGACGGCGUUCGGGCGAUAUUUCGCUGCCCGGGUCUCCAAUGCGCCCCCAAACCGAGCGCUUAGUCCUGCAAAGAUGAUCCACAGAUAUCUGGAGUCGAAAUUGAGACUGCAGGUCGUGAGAUCCGUUUGGAGUAGCGGAUUUCGCAACGGUUCACAGGCUACAUCCCCGCCGUAAUGACGCAGUGGGGAACGUCUGCAGACCUGUCAGGGUUUCGCCAAGGUGUCAACCUCCGAAACUGGAGCAAAGAGGCGAGUUCAUACGGUUUUUCAUCCACCCAAGCGGCACCAAAACAAUGGUGGAGUCAUCGCCUCUACCGAGGCCCUGAAGGCAAGGAAGUUGAAGUUCUGUAUAGCAAGAACAAAGCGCAGUCCGAGGUAUAUGCAAAGCAGUUCCUUGAGGAGCCUGUCAUUGGUUUUGACAUGGAGUGGCCUUGGAAUGAUUGGAAAAGAGACGAUUUGCAGAACAAAAUCGGACUGAUCCAACUCGCUUCUGAAGAUAAGAUCGCGUUGUUUCACAUCGGACUGCACCCAGGGAAGACGAGCGAAGACAUAAUCGCGCCGACACUAAAACGCAUUCUCGAGGAUCCCAAGAUUGGCAAAGUAGGUGUUAAUGUGCUAAAGGCAGAUUUCUCGAGAUUGAGUCGUUUCUUCGGGCUCAGGCCCAAAGGUGCCGUCGAAUCCAGCCAUCUCUACCGCCUCGUAAAGUUCGGCCCUGCAAAGCCGGAGUUGGUGUCAGUCAAGCUGGUGAGCUUGGCACAUCAAGUAGAGGAGCAACUUGGGCUGCCUCUGUACAAGGGCGACGUGAGGACAAGCAACUGGAGCAAGCCCCUGUCGAAGGAUCAAAUCAACUACGCGGCUGGAGAUGCGUACGCGGGCUUCAUGCUUUACAAAUGUAUGAAUGCGAAGAGACUUGCCAUGAGGCCCACUCCACCGUUACCUAUCCAUGCUGAGAAGUACCCGAGCGGCAAGGCAUCUAGGGACGAUCCGAUACUGUUGGACGUCGGAGACGGCACGACCAUCACGACCGAAGCCUUCUUUGGUGUCAAACCUGCGAAGAGCGGCACGACGGCAACAAAAUCCAAAGCACCGAAGAAAGCCGCACCUGCAAAGAGUUGUGGGUCAAGUUUGGAUCAUGUUUCACAGGCAUUGUUUGAAGAAUUAGCUGUUCGGCGGGCAUCACUAGCAGAAGGUGGAAAGGUACAGCCUUCUCGCAUUAUAACCGACACCUUGCUAGAGGCCAUUGCACGCGCACAGCCUUGCGACACUGAAGGCUUGCUUGCUGUAAAGGGUAUCGGAAAGAUCCAGCAAUCAAAGUACGGCAACGACUGGCUCGAGGUUAUCUCGCUUUUCCUUGCCGCGAACGGCAUCGAGCAACCGGCUGGGACCGUGGAGCCAUCCAAGCUUGAAAUCCAGCCGCCGCAUACACCCCGUCGUACAAAGGUUCAACGAAAUGCUACAAAUGAUAGCUCUGAAGACUCCUCUCCCGCUUUUGAAACUGCGCCUCCCCGGACACCUCAACUACGCACUGGCCUUUCAUUUACCAUGGCAGAGACAAAACUCGAUGUGGAUCACAGCAAGGAUUCUGAUGGAAGUACAUCCUCUUACGACUCCGACGAUACCCUCCCAUCUCUGGACUUUGGCAGCCCUAGCCGUCGGCGAACAACUGCCGGCACCAAGCGCAAACGCGCGGAGAGCCCGGUGAAGAGCGACGUGGAAAAGGCUACUCAGCUUGGGGGAGAACUGUUACAAAAUCCCAGUACAAUCUUACCUCGUACCACACUAGCUAGCAAAACAUCGGAAGAACGCUCAAUGAAUACAACGACAUCUUCCAAAUCGAAAGCAAAGUUCACGCAGCAACCAUCCCUGAACCACGCCCUUGGCGUCACGAGCAAAAGCCCAGCUUCAGCCUCAGCGCCAACUUCAACACAAAACCCACCACUAUCACCCGGAUCGCGUAUCACUCGGUCGAAGCUUUUGGCCUUGAGCAAAUUGGUCAUGCGGAAACUGCCCGCUCGACCCGCAAUGGCUCCACCCAUCGUAACAGACCACACGUUAGAUCUGAUCAUUAGAGCAAGGCCACAAACGCAAGAUGAAUUGGAACGCAUUCCAGGUAUAGACAGCUUGCUGCUAGCUUGUGAGAAGACAGGCACAGAUUUACUGAAGAAUGUAGUCAAGUUUGCGCCACCGCAGCCAUGA
Messenger RNA from Alternaria rosae, 2235 nucleotides. RefSeq lists its product as uncharacterized. Gene Ontology annotation, molecular function: 3'-5' exonuclease activity; nucleotide binding; nucleic acid binding. Gene Ontology annotation, cellular component: cytoplasm; nucleus. NCBI's taxonomy places the organism in Eukaryota, Fungi, Ascomycota, Dothideomycetes, Pleosporales, Pleosporaceae. The transcript is spliced from 2 exons. Bases 214 to 2235 code for a protein of 673 amino acids. The record is from RefSeq and is a predicted model, not a curated record. Gene Ontology annotation, biological process: nucleobase-containing compound metabolic process.